Aegilops tauschii subsp. strangulata is the source of this 399-nucleotide messenger RNA. Lineage: Eukaryota; Viridiplantae; Streptophyta; Magnoliopsida; Poales; Poaceae. The record is from the annotation of a RefSeq genome assembly.
AUGCUCAAACCGGAACUGCUAGAGGAACGAAUUUUCAAUAGCAUAACUUGGGCUCCUAGAAUAUGGCGCCCUUGGGACAAUCUAUUUGAUUGCAGGGUUUUGUUCCGAAGCAAAGAUAUCCGCGGAGGCCGGUUCGUUCGUCCUAUUCUGAUAUUCAGGACCAAGAGGUACUGGAUUCUCUUUCGGAUAGGCCCUGAAAGGAGAAGAAAGGCUGAAAUGCCAACGGACCUCUGUCUAUUCUCUAAUUCACCCGAUCCGAUAGUACCCGUUUUUGGAACGUCCAGUGCCAAAGUCACUGAAUGGGUAAGUCACCAAUCCAAUCCCUUUGACAAAUCGGAUGUCAUAUUAGAUAUCAUAUUCUAUAUAUAUAGAAAUAUCAUAGAUAGAAUAGACAUAUAG